Molecule: messenger RNA, 1326 nt
Organism: Peniophora sp. CBMAI 1063
Lineage: Eukaryota; Fungi; Basidiomycota; Agaricomycetes; Russulales; Peniophoraceae
Source: the annotation of a GenBank genome assembly
AUGGCCUCGUCCGCGCCGUCGCAGUUCGCGAAGAUACUCAAAUCGUCAAAGUUCGCGUCUUUUGACCCUGCGCUCGGACAGGUCUACACCGCACCCCCCGCACACGCCGCGCGCGGGAACUAUGGCCUAAAGCGGGCGCUGCACCCGCGCAGGCACGGUAUCCCGCUCACCGUCCAGGCCGUGGACUCCAUCGACCAACAAACCGAAUGGGAGCCGGCCGCAACCGAAGCGCGCUACAUUGAGCGCUGGGAGACGCAGCCCGCACCCGCCCCGCGCUCGCACUGGCUCGGCCAAGUCAACGCCGGGCCCGCACGCUCUGAAUGGCGCAUCGACUCGGAGUUCUCGCCUGCGAAACCACCGCCACGUGUGCAGCUGAAGGGAACGGCGAAGCACGGUAGCCCCAGCACGCUGACUGUCGAGGAGGCGCUCGCGGCCGCAGAGGCGAAACACGGGCCGGGUCCCGACGCCGAGCAGGCCGCAUUCCAGGCGCUCGUCGCAGAGCGGCGCGAACUCAACUCUAUCUCCAAGAGUCUACCCGACAUCAACCCCGACGCACUCUCGCCCGAACGCUUCGCGCGCUACUUACACGACGUCCGCGCCCUCCGCCCGCGCUUCAAGCGCUUCGUCGCGGAGCGCGCAAAGGCGGACGCGUUCAUCGCGCGCGUGGAGGCGGCCAAUGGGAUCGUGCACAAGGACCCGCCGCGGCACACGCCGGCCGAUAUGAUCGCGCUCGCUGUGGGAGAGGACGGCGGGAAGACGCGGAGGAUGUUUAUGGCGGCCGUCGCGCGCGAGCGGUACAGCGGCGCACACGGCGGCGUGGCCAUCGCAGCGCAGCCCCACCGCGCUGCGGGUCUCACAUACGCCCCGCCUGUCCCGCUCAGCCAUUUCUUCCUCAGCAAACCCGAGCCGGCGCGCUAUAUCGACAUUGAUGGGGCCGCGAACCAGAACCAGGUCGUGUUCGGUGGUGUCAAGGCUCAACUCGAGCUCGGCAAGCGCAGGACGGACGGCGCGCCGAAUGUGAGGGUCGUCGCGCAUAGCCUCAAUCGCGCGCCUACGCUCGGGCGGGGUAUCAAGGACGUCGACACAGAGGUGCGCGUCGCGGACGUUGGCGGGACGUUGGUGCAUCGUGCUGCGCAGGCCAGGCCAGGUAGCAGGGCGUGGGCCGCAGGCCGCGAGCCAAAGAAGGCGCCGAUGGAGAUGUUGCCCCUCACGAGUACCUCGAGGGCGUUCAACGAGGUUGCGGGCAACGCGUUCGGGCAGGCCAGCAAGGAUAGCCAGGCGGUGCUGCAGAUGCUCGAGACGCUCAUCGGCGACGUGCCGAAGUAG